AUGGGGAAGCCAACUGGGAAGAAGAAAGAUGAGGAGGUACAAAAGCCUGGGAAUGCUGGCAGUAAGCUGAGCAAGCCCUCGGAUCGAAACUCCAAAGCUUUUGAUGAAGACACUGCAAUCUUCAUCAACAUGUCCCAAGAACUCAAAGAUGAAGGUAACAAACUUUAUCAAAAGCGUGAUCAUGAAGGCGCAAUGUUAAAGUUUGAAAAAGCCCUCAAACUCCUCCCACAGAAUCAUAUUGAAGUUGCUCAUCUACAUACCAGCAUGGCUGCAUGUUAUAUGCAAAUGGGUCUUGGUGAAUAUCCUCGAGCAAUCAACGAAUGUAAUUUGGCGUUAGAGGUAUCACCUAGAUACAGUAAAGCACUCUUAAGAAGAUCUCAGUGUUAUGAGGCUUUGAAUAGGUUGGAUUUGGCAUUGAGAGAUGUUAAUACUGUUUUGAGUAUGGAACCAAAUAAUCUAAGUGCAUUGGAGAUUUUGGAGAGCGUGAAGAAGGUGAUGAGUGAAAAGGGUAUUGUUCUUGAUGAGAAAGAAAUUGGUAUUGCUAAUGUACCGCAGCCUCCUGCUGCCCGCUUUCGUAAAGUGGUGAAAGAGAAGUUAAAGAAGAAGAAGAAGGGUAAGAAAGUUGAGGAGAAGAGGAAGGAUAAUGUCGUUGUGGAAGAGAAUGUGAGUGCUGAUAAGGAUAAAGAAGUGGUUACAAAGACCAUUGAGCAGGAGAAAGUAGUUACAAAGCAUGUUGAGGAAGAGAAAGUGGUUAUGAAGCAUGUUAAGGAAGAAAAAGUAGUUACAAAGACAGUCAAGUUGGUGUUUGGAGAGGAUAUAAGGUGGGCACAACUGCCAUUGAAUUGCAGCAUGAGGUUGGUCAGGGGGAUAGUUAGGGAUCGGUUUCCUGGUUUGAAGGGUGUUCUUGUUAAGUAUAGAGACCAAGAGGGCGAUUUGGUUACAAUCACUACUACAGAUGAGUUGAGGAUAGCUGAAUCAUCAUGUGAUAUGCAGGGGUCACUCAGGUUAUUUAUAGCAGAAGUUAGUCCUGAUCAAGAACCAAUUUAUGAGGGAUUGAGUGAUGAGGAGCUGAGUAAGGAAGACAGAGAACCAAGCAAUGUUGUAGAGAAUGGGGAUGGUGAAAAAGAUAGAGAAGUGGAGAAAAGGUUUACUUCUGUUGAGGACUGGAUUAUCCAGUUUGCAAGGUUAUUCAAGAACCAUGUUGGGUUCGAUUCUGAUGCUUACUUGGAUCUUCAUGAGCUUGGAGUGAAGCUAUACUCAGAGGCAAUGGAGGACACUGUAACAAUUGAGGAUGCUCAAGAACUUUUUGACAUUGCUGCAAAUAAGUUCCAAGAGAUGGCGGCUUUGGCAUUGUUUAAUUGGGGAAAUGUCCACAUGUCCAAGGCAAGGAAGCGAGUGUCCUUUCCAGAAGAUGCUUCAAGGGAUUCCAUUAUUGAACAGAUCAAGGCUGGCUAUGACUGGGCACAGAAAGAGUAUAAGAAGGCAGAGGGUAGGUAUGAAGAAGCUGUGAAAAUAAAACCCGACUUUUAUGAAGGUUAUCUUGCUCUCGGGCAACAACAGUUCGACCAAGCAAAGCUUUGUUGGUACUAUGCGCUUGGAAGCAAGAUUGAGCUAGAAACGGAGCCUUCUUCGGAGGUGCUUCAGCUUUAUAACAAGGCUGAGGACAGCAUGGAGAAGGGCAUGCUGAUGUGGGAGGAGAUAGAAGAGCGGCGUCUAAAUGGACUUGCCAAAGAAGAUAAAUAUAAAGCGCAGUUGCAGAAAUUGGGUUUGGAUGGCCUAUUUAAAGAGGUAUCUGCUGAUGAAGCUGCAGAGCAGGCUGCAAAUAUGAAGUCACAGAUAUACCUUUUAUGGGGAACCGUGCUGUAUGAACGUUCUGUUGUGGAAUAUAAGCUAGGGCUACCAAGUUGGGAGGAAUGUUUAGAAGUUUCUGUUGAGAAGUUUGAGCUUUGUGGAGCCUCUCCAACGGAUAUAGCUGUAAUGAUGAAGAACCACUGUUCCAAUGAAACUGCAUUAGAAGGUUUAGGCUUCAAAAUCGAUGAGAUAAUACAGGCGUGGAAUGAAAUGUAUGAUGCUAAGAGGUGGCAGUUUGGUGUUCCCUCUUUUCGGCUGGAGCCGUUGCUGCGUCGCCGGAGGCUUUCCGCGAAAACAAAUUCUUCAGGUUGCCUUAGUUCAACUUUCACAGACUCUGUGGUUGCACAGGUUCAGCGUCUUGUUUGCUUUGGGAGCAAACAGAAAGUUUUCUGUAGUGUUUGA
Messenger RNA from Prunus armeniaca (apricot), 2253 nucleotides. Lineage: Eukaryota; Viridiplantae; Streptophyta; Magnoliopsida; Rosales; Rosaceae. The record is from the annotation of a GenBank genome assembly.